UCUUCGGCACUCAGCCUUCUUUAUGAUCCAACUCUCAUGUCCGUACAUGACUGCUGGGAAAACCAUAGCUCAGAGAUAAUUGACUUGAUUGAAUACAGAGUUCUUUGGCAAAAAAUAAAAGCGUGGCACGAAGUACUAGCACAAAAGCAAACGGCUUUUCCUCCGAUGAGUCACUUAUUUACUCAACGGAUGUGUGCCUAUAGAGGUGGAGCGGCUGGGCUGGGAGCUGGGGCUUCCAGUUCAGAGGAACCCGGACCUGCCCUUGGGGAGCUCACAGGCAGCGCGGCGGAGGGUCCUGCCAGGAUGCCUGCCCUGCGGGUGUCCAGUGCUGCGAUGGGUGCGUGUCCCGCAUCUCCGGGGCCACGUGGCUGAGAUUGCCCGGGAUUGUCAGGGUCUGAGGGUGCAGAGAAGAGGGACGUUUGGACUGAGUCUGGGAAAAUGAGCAUGUGGCAUGUGAGAAGUCAGUGGUGGGGGGACCAGUCAGGCGGAGGGAGGAGCGGCUCAUACGAGUUGCGGAGCUGGAAGCAUAAGGGUGUGUGGAAGCAGAGGCAGGGGUCAGGGCCGCAGGGCCGGCCAUGGAGGGCGUGGGCUGCUGCAGGCUCCUGAGAAGGGGGAUGCCACCAUCAGGACUGGGGUUAGGCAUUUGACCCUGGCGUCCACGUAGAGAACAGAUGUGGCUGGGGGGAAGCUGGGGAUGGGCAUCCAUCGGAGGUCAGCCUGGAGAGAGGCAGACACCCCUUCAGUGGGCCCUCAGGACAUGGAUGGGGCGGGUGUUGGGAAGAUCUGACUCCUGGGUUCCGGCUGGGGCUCCGGGCUGGAGGGGUGCCGCCCACCAAGCCCAGGAGGCAGACGGGUGCUCUCUCCCAGCAAGACCCCAGCCCCAGCAUCCUCCGGGGCCGGACUCCCGCCCCCCUUCCAGAAUGGCUCCCCUUCAUGUCCUCGCCCAUCUUUCCGGCGCCCUGAACCCUUAGAGUCUGGACACCAGCGUCUCCGUUGCACGGGUUUCUGGGAAGUCUCUGGCUUGUCUCUGGCUCACCCAGGACCGUCUUCGAGGGCAAGAAUCCGAGAGCAGCUGUGUGUGUCCCAGACAGAUCCAGCCACUGGGAUGACUGGCCCCUCCGUGGAGAUCCCCCCGGCCGCCAAGCUGGGUGAGGCUUUCGUGUUUGCGGGCGGGCUGGACAUGCAGACAGACCUGUUCGCAGAGGAGGACCUGGGGGCCCCUUUUCUUCAGGGGAGGGCUCUGGAGCAGAUGGCCGUCAUCUACAAGGAGAUCCCUCUCAGGGAGCAAGGCGGGGAGCAGGACGAUUACCGGGGGGACUUCGAUCUGUGCUCCAGCCCCGUUCCGCCUCAGAGCGUCCCCUCGGGAGACAGGGCCCAGGACGACGAGCCGUUCGGCCCAACCUUCCUCCAGAAAUCAGACCUGACUACGUACCGGAUCACCGGCAGCGCGGAAGCCGCCGAUCCGCCCGCUGGGGAGGCGGUGGGCAGGGGGGACUCGGGCCCGGAGGGGCCGCCCGGGACCGCGCAGCCGGCUAAGCCCUACGCGUGUCGGGAGUGCGGCAAGGCCUUCAGCCAGAGCUCACACCUGCUCCGGCACCUGGUGAUUCACACCGGGGAGAAGCCGUACGAGUGCGGCGCGUGCGGCAAGGCCUUCAGCCAGAGCUCGCACCUGCUCCGGCACCAGGCCAUCCACACCGGCGAGAAGCCGUACGAGUGCGGCGCGUGCGGCAAGGCCUUCCGCCAGAGCUCGGGCCUGAGCCAGCACCGCAAGACCCACUCGCUGCAGAGGCCGCACGCCUGCGAGGCCUGCGGCAAGGCCUUCAGCCGCAGCUCCAGCCUCCGCAAGCACGAGCGCACCCAUGCCGGGGAGAAGCCCUACGCGUGCCAGGAGUGCGGCAAGGCCUUCCGCCAGAGCUCGGGCCUGAGCCAGCACCGCAAGACCCACUCGCUGCAGAGGCCGCACGCCUGCGAGGACUGCGGCAAGGCCUUCAGCCACCGCUCGCACCUGCUGCGGCACCAGCGCGUCCACACGGGCAAGAAGCCGUACGCCUGCGAGGACUGCGGCAAGGCCUUCAGCCAGAGCUCCAACCUCAUUGAGCACCGCAAGACGCACACGGGCGAGAAGCCCUACCGCUGCCACAGGUGCGGCAAGGCCUUCAGCCAGAGCUCGUCGCUCGUCGAGCACCAGCGCAUCCACACGGGCGAGAAGCCCUACGAGUGCGGCCAGUGCGGCAAGGCCUUCUGCCACAGCUCGGCGCUCAUCCAGCACCAGCGCAUCCACACGGGCCGCAAGCCCUGCGGGUGCAACGAGUGCGGCAAGGCCUUCCGCCACCGCGCGGCGCUCAUCGAGCACUACAAGACGCACACGCGCGAGCGGCCCUACGAGUGCGGCCGCUGCGGCAAGGCCUUCCGCGGCAGCUCGCACCUCCUCCGCCACCAGAAGGUCCACGCGGCCGACCAGCUCUAGGGGCCCGCCCGGGCCGAGGGCACGCCGGCCCUGGUGCCCCUGGCCCAGUGGGUGGACUUGGGGGCCAGCCGGAAGGCCGGAUCCCGGCGCCGGGGCGGAGCUGGCUCUCGGCUGGCCGUCUCGUCCUCUGCUGUGACCCGGGGGUGGGGGGUUGGUUUUGCCCUUCCUUCGCUUUUUCUAAAAUGCAGAUGAAUACACGUCAGAGGGAGAAAGUGGGGUUAAGCCCCCGGAGACGUCCGGUGAGCUCUAACCUCAGGCACUUGCAGAAGUGAAGCGGGCGCAGCCCAAACAGCCCAGGGAAGACGAGUCCGAAGCCGAGGGCUGCCUUGGCCACUGCAGGGCCGCUCGGCGGCAGGGCGGAGAGGGUGCCGGAGGGCUCGUCCUGGGCUUGGGGUGGUGGACGAGGCCCCAGCGCCUCUCAGCCCUUGGCUGGGGUUGGCUGAGGGCGGGCCUGGCUGUGGGCCCUCCAGCGGAGGUGGAGGCGCCCCUGGGCUCAGCCAGGCACAGGACCCUGCCACCAGGAGCAGCCCUCCGCCAGACCCGGGGUCCGGGCUGGGGCGUCAGCGGGGCCUCUGUUCUGCGGGCUGGGCAGCCUGCUCUCUGUCCUCUGGAGAUGAAGGGGUUCCGGUUUGAAGGGCUGGGUUCAGGGUCCAGCUCUGGCUCCUCCUGCCUUGGUGUCCUGGAGGAGGCCCCAAGGUUCCGUUUCCCUCUCCGGGAGGUGGGGAUGUUGGGAAUGCCACAUUCCCCUGGGGGUGGGUGUGUGCAAGGCUCCCAUGCAGACUAGGACGCGGCAUUCUCGAGCUUUGGCAGCUGGCAACUGAGGACGGAGACCCAGGGUGACCCCCGGCCCCCCUGCUCCUUUCCUCGCCCCCCGGCAGGAGACACAGGCCUGACUGGUUCCCAAGAUGGCAGGGCCCCUCCUCCUCUAGCUUGUGCCCUGGGUGUGGUGCCUGGGGCUAUAGCACCCAGCACAGAGACCCUUUCCGGUUUCCCAGGCCAGUUUAGCUGGGCAUCCCCAGGGCGGGGCUCUGAGGGUGCCGUGUUUCCAGAGCUCCCCCUCCUCCCACCUGUAGCAGGCGGGGGGCCAGCUCCCAGGUAGCCCCCUGGCAUCGCCCAGGUGCAGGCCUGCCCUCUCUGACCCAGCGGGGCUUGAAGGUGGCCUUCCCAGUUCAGUCCCCUGGCCCCGGCCCAGGAAUGGGCUUGGGCAGGGCUGCAUCUGGCUGCCCCAGAAGCGUCUGUCUGCAGCCUGCGGCGGUUUCUGGUACUGGCCCUCGCAGGCCCCCUUAGCACCACUUGGGGAGGAGGUGGGCUGAGCUGUUUUUGAAGUUUUGCACGUCUGCGGCUGCAGUCCCAGGAGCCCAUCAGGGUCACGCUGGUUAUUUCAGCGGAUAGGGCUCAGCUCAGCAGCUAGGAUGGUCCUGAAUAUAAAUGGGAAAGCCAGAGCUGUUCCUCCAUCAGCGGGCUUGGCAGCCGGGGAUGUUGAAAGGACAGGUCUGCUGGUCUGGGGAGACCAGCUCUGUGCAGCCCCUCUGCUGUUCGUGGGCACUAAACCAGCCCCUGUGUGUGCCCGUCUGGGUGGCAGCCCGCCUGGAGGACCGCCCGCCACUUGGGAGAGUCAAGAGAAUGCCGACACCCCUGCUCGGUGCAGGGGGACGGGGCCCCCCAAGAUCUACCUCCUUGCCCCGCCCCCGGCACCCCAUUCGGCCUCAGCCUUGGCCAGGACUGUCCUUACUGGGCAGGGCAGUCAUCCACUUCCAACCUUUGCCGUCUCCUCCUGCGAGCCGUGCUCCCAGCCAAAUUGUUUUAUUUUUUUCCAAGGAUCACUUUGCACACGUCACCACUCUCCUUAAAACCACCCUUCCGGGGUCUCCUGCACGUAAACCCCCCGUUUCAGCCAACCUGGGUUACCCCCAACCCCAGCAAGCCUCCUGAACCCCCGCCAUUCCCUCCCAUCGGCCUCAACUAUUUCCUGCUCGCCUCACGUUUCUAAACGUGCACUCUUUCUCCCCCACCCCUGUUUCCUUCCUUUUCUGAUGAUUUAUGUAACACGGGGGGUUAGACUCCUUUCCUGAAGGGUUGACAGGCUCGCACAAAACUGUGGUCAGACCAGGCAAGCACUUUUUUUCAGAAGUGUGAGCAGAACCCCGUUCUUCAGUUCACGUUCUUUCCCUGUUUCCUUACGUGUUUUUAAAUUCUUUUACUGAGGCUCUCAGACAGCGCGAUGCUAUAAGAGGCCAUCUUGGCAGUAUCUGAAUCGUCCUUGAGUUUCGUUGUUGGAUUUUAUUUCAUUGUCUUAUGUUUUUUCCUUCUUUUAGCGGACGUUGUUGACUGUUGGAAAGCUCCAGGUUUUGGUUCUGUUUACUAAUCGAAUUGUUUUGUCAAAGUACAUGUAUUCUGCUCUUUUCUUUAUCUUUUUUGUUACUUAAUAUUAAUGCUUUACAUUUCUAAGAUUAAUUAUUUAGGUAAUUAAUAAUUUUUAAUAUUUCUAGUAAACGUGGGUGCUUUGAUCUAUGUUUUCUUGUAGUUAGAGCCUUUUCUGCUCUAUAAUGUUACAUGUUUGUUUUUUUGCUCUUGGGAAUUUCCCUUUGACCCCAUUAUUAUUAUUUUAAUUAGUAUUUUUAAUACUAAUUAAAAAUUAGUAUUUUAAAAUUAAUCCUAAUCCUAAUCCCAGUGAUGACUGCUUAAGACAUUGCUGUUACUUCUUGUUGUAUGUGGUGGUGUCAGUAUUUCUAAGCGUCCAUAGAAAUUCUCUGAGCCUGAACAUAUUGUCAGUUUUCAUACAGCACUUGUGUACCCUCAGGAAAUGUGUUUUUACUCUGUUAGUUCAGGUCGUUGCAUCAAUCUUUAUGUUAUUUUGCUCCAGUCCGCACUUGCUCUAACUUGUCUUUCCUGCAGGGUCUGAGGACGCCUGGCAGCCUGUGAGCGUGCCGGGGUUCGGGGGCUGUGGGCCCGGGGACCGAGCAAAGCCGAGUGGGUAUGUGCAGGGAUGGGCUAUUCUGGGAGGAAGCCUGUAGCCCCUGAAGCGCCUUGUGACCCCACAGUGGUUAAGAGCGCUCAUUUCCUGGUCCAAUCGAAGUCUGGCUUUGUGCGUUUCUUCACGUAUUUCUGCUUUGCCUUAGUUUCUCUUCUGUGCGUGCUGCUUACGCUCUGUUAGUCAUGCCGCUGCCUUGAUGGACAGGGUGCACACGAUCAAGUAAUUACCGUAUUUGGAGCAGAUGUCUGUUCAGCAGAGAUGAACUGAAAACCGGUGCCUUUGCACGCCCUCUUUGCCUCUUAAUGCUUCUAGCUUCAACUUCUCUUUUCCAAACAUCAUAACGGAAACCCCUUGCUUUUUUUUUUAAAUUUGCAUCUGCACGAGAGUUUAUUUAGCUUGGCAUUUUAUUUUUAAAAUUUGUGUAUAUAUUUUUGCUAUAUGUCUGUAACUUAUAAACAGCAAAUUAUUGGAGUUUGC
Messenger RNA from Capra hircus (goat), 5918 nucleotides. RefSeq names its product zinc finger protein 70 (gene ZNF70). The record is from RefSeq and is a predicted model, not a curated record. Gene Ontology annotation, molecular function: RNA polymerase II cis-regulatory region sequence-specific DNA binding; DNA-binding transcription factor activity. The transcript is spliced from 2 exons. Gene Ontology annotation, biological process: regulation of transcription by RNA polymerase II. NCBI's taxonomy places the organism in Eukaryota, Metazoa, Chordata, Mammalia, Artiodactyla, Bovidae. Bases 1106 to 2467 code for a protein of 453 amino acids.